Triticum dicoccoides is the source of this 1836-nucleotide messenger RNA. RefSeq names its product cytochrome P450 81Q32-like. NCBI's taxonomy places the organism in Eukaryota, Viridiplantae, Streptophyta, Magnoliopsida, Poales, Poaceae. Bases 80 to 1648 code for a protein of 522 amino acids. The transcript is spliced from 2 exons. Gene Ontology annotation, molecular function: monooxygenase activity; iron ion binding; heme binding. The record is from RefSeq and is a predicted model, not a curated record.
GCUCCACGCGCAUCUCCUCCACACCAGUCCACGUGCGCCAGCCUAUCGCGUCACCGUCGCUGAGCUCCAAGAUCCAUCCAUGGCGGACGCCAUGACGCUCUCCUACCUGCCCCUCUCGCUUGCCACGGUCCUCUUCGUCCUCGUCCUGCUCGGGAACCUCAGGAAGCGCCGGCGUGAGCGCGGACUCCGGCUGCCGCCGAGCCCGCCGUCCCUGCCGGUCAUCGGCCACCUGCACCUCUUCAAGAAGCCGCUCCACCGCGCGCUGGCCAACAUCGCCGCGGCGCACGGGCCGGUGCUGCUCCUCCGCUUCGGCUCUCGCCGCGUGCUCCACGUCGCCGACCCGGCCGCCAACGAGGAGUGCUUCACAGCGCACGACGUGGUCUUCGCCAACCGGCCCCGGCUCCCCUCCGCGCGCCACCUCUCCAACGGCUACACCACGCUGGGGUCCUCCAGCUACGGCCCCAACUGGCGCAACCUCCGCCGCAUCGCCACCGUCGAGGUGCUCUCCGCGGGCAGCCUCCUCCGCUCCGCGGCCGUCCGCGGCGACGAGGUGCGCCUCGCUGCACGCCGCCUCUUCCUCGAGGCCGCCGCCGCCGGGGCGUCGGAGCCGAGGCCCGCGCGCGCCGACGUGAAGGCGCGGGCGUUCGAGCUGGCGCUGAACGUGGUGGCGCGGAUGAUCGCCGGGAAGCGGUACUACGGCGGCGAGGGAGACGUGCCGGAGUCUGAGGCGGAGGAGGCCGCCAGGUUCCGGGAGAUGGUGCGCGAGUACUUCGCGAUGCAUGGCGCGUCCAACCUGCAGGACUUCCUGCCUGUGCUCGGCGUGCUGGACAUCGGCGGCGCCAGGAGGCGGGCGGUGCGGCUGGCUCGGAAGCGCAACGAGUGGGCGCAGCGGCUCAUCGACGAGCACCGCGCCGCCUUCGACGAUGGCGAGGGGAAGAGCCGCCGCGGCAGGACGAUGGUCGGCGACCUGCUGGAGAUGCAGGCGGCCGAUCCGGAGGCGUACAGCGACAAGGUCAUCAGAGCGCUCUGCCUGAGCAUCCUUCAGACUGGCACCGACACCUCGUCGAGCACCAUCGAAUGGAGCAUGGCGGAGCUGCUCAACCACCCGGACGCCAUGGCGAAGGCGAGGGUGGAGCUCGACGAGGUCGUCGGCACGGGGCGCCUCCUGGAGGAAGCCGACCUUUCCAGCCUGCCCUACCUCCAGUGCAUCAUCAAGGAGACCCUCCGGCUGCACCCAAUCGCCCCGCUCCUCGCCCCACACGAGUCCUCCGCCGCCUGCUCCGUCGCAGGCUACGACAUCCCAGCGGGAACCAUGCUCCUUGUCAACGUGCACAUGAUGCACAGGGAUGCGCUCAUGUGGGAUGAGCCGACAAGGUUCUCGCCAGAGAGGUUUGAAGGCGGUAGGGGCGAGGGGAAGUGGAUGCUGCCAUUCGGAAUGGGGAGGAGAGGGUGCCCCGGCGAGGCGCUAGGCAUGAACAUGGCCGGGCUCGCUCUGGGCACGCUGGUGCAGUGCUUUGAGUGGAGGAGGGUCGGCGAGGAGGAGGUUGACAUGGCUGAAGGGUCAGGGCUGACCAUGCCCAUGGCUGUACCUUUGGAGGCUUUGUACUGGCCUCGUGCAGAGAUGACACCGGUGCUAAGGGCACUCUAGGAAAGGAACACGGGCUGUUCAUUUCUGAGAGAAUUCACUGAUAAAGGCGCGAUUUCGGGAGGCAGGAGAAUCAGGAAGUUACCUUUGGUAUCGUCAACUGCUCUUAAUAAUCACAAGCAGACUAUGUAGAAUGUAUACUCCAGCACGAGUGGUUCUUAGUUCAUACCAGAUCACAAGCUGAUUAUGUA